Messenger RNA from Archocentrus centrarchus (flier cichlid), 6938 nucleotides. Its product is annotated as von Willebrand factor D and EGF domain-containing protein-like. Gene Ontology annotation, cellular component: cell surface; extracellular region. Gene Ontology annotation, biological process: anatomical structure development. Bases 36 to 6281 code for a protein of 2081 amino acids. The record is from RefSeq and is a predicted model, not a curated record. The transcript has 33 exons. Gene Ontology annotation, molecular function: calcium ion binding; signaling receptor binding. NCBI's taxonomy places the organism in Eukaryota, Metazoa, Chordata, Actinopteri, Cichliformes, Cichlidae.
AGCCUGCUGCAUCUGUUUAACCUGGAGCCGCAGCCAUGAUCUGUUGCGCAUUUGGUUCAGUGCGCUCGUCGUUCUUUGGAUUUUUACGCAUCGCGUUGCUGGGGGUCGUGCAAUUAGCAGCACUCGCGCAACAUGCUCCAGAGUGCUACCCAGGAGGCCAUCGGUCUCUGAGCAAUCCCUAUCGAAGUGUCAACUUUGACUCCACUGAAAUCCAGAAUACCGCCAUCCAGGAUUUGAUCUGUGACCACUCGCUGUCGCCAGGCUGGUACAGAUUCUGGAUCAACAACAAGCCGGCAGAGAUGCCGACCACCUGUGUUGAGAUGAACCGCUGUGGCACCCAGGCUCCGGUGUGGCUGUCACUGAAGGACACCUCGCUGCCACCGCCUGGUGAGGUCCGCCAACUAUCCGCCUGUGCCACCUGGCAGUUCUUCCAUGGAAGCGCCAAAGACUGCUGCCUUUUCCGUAUCCCCGUCACAGUGCGGAACUGUGGAGAGUUCAUGGUUUACUAUCUGCAGCCCACGCAGGGGUGCAUGGGAUACUGUGCAAGAGUUGUUUCAGAUUUGGGACCCAGACUAUGCCCACCAGGGGAGGUGGAAGUCAACGGUCGAUGCAAAGUGGCUGUCCCAUCCCUGCCCUCCCGACCGGUGAUCACUGCGGAGCUCAUCGGCCACAGCGUCCACCUGAGGUGCUCCUUCAUCCCGCCACCAUGGAGCCAUAUGCUGGGCUUCCAGGUGGUUUGGGCCAGACACAUCGGACAUAGCAUGAAGGCCGAGAUCAGACAGGAAGCCACACUGAAGCCCUUCUCUAUAGUGGAGAUGGAUGGCUUACACUUCAGGCUCGGGGAAACGUUCUCCUGCAGUGUGUCAACUUUCAGAGCCAACUACAGCCACACCAGAUCGACUUCAAAAGAAAGUGAGAGUUUCUACGCUGGACUGAAGUUCUCUCCAGAAGUGCUCCACAUAGCAGAGAACAGUGAGGAGCACGAGGUGACCGUCCACAGUACCGUGCCCAUCCCCUGCUUCGCCUCAAACGUCGGCCACCAGUGUGGAGUCCCUCUGGCUCUGACUGUCCACGACCCAGACAGUCUUGGACAUGAGGUUGCCAAUGUGGGGCUGUCCGCCUGCCAGGUGGAGCUCCAGCCGAACACCUGCAGUGAAGGCAGCUGUGGUCGGGCAAAGUUUUUUGUCACUGCUGUGACUGAUUUCACACGUGACGGGAACCGUGCGAGCCUGAUCGGCGCUUUGCCCGGACCCGCUGCACCACGAAUCUGGAGAAGCUACGUCCCUACGUCCCUCAAAGUUAUGGUCCAGGAUGUUCCUACUUCCAUCUGCUACUCUUUGACUGACCCGCAUGUCAUUACACUAGAUGGCAGGCGUUAUGAGAACCACCAGACUGGCACGUUUGUCCUUUACCGGAGCCUCACCAGGGAAUUUGAAGUUCAUUCUCGCCAGUGGGACUGUGGCAGCCGACACUACGCUGUUGCAUGCAGCUGUGGGGUUGCGGUGCGAGAGGGGAACGAGCUUGCUAUCUUUGACAUGUGCAAUGGCCAGCUACAGGAAACAAGGCCACAGCUUGCCCUUAAGAACCUCGAUGACAGUGAGGGGAGCCGGGUCAGGGUGCUGGAGUCACACCAAGGGAAGAAGGUCACCUUGAUCUUUCCUUCCGGGGCCUUUGUUAGGGCUGAUGUUGGCGAUUGGGGGAUGAGUCUGUCUGUGCGGGCGCCCAGUGUGGACUACAGCAACACUCAAGGCCUCUGCGGUACCUUCGACCACAAUGGCAACAAUGACUUCCAGACCGCUGAUGGAAGCUCUUAUGGCCCUGAUGACUUGCAUAGCUUCAUAGAUGCCUGGAGGAUAGCUCCUGGUGGGAGUUUAUUUGACAAAACACCUCCUGGGAUGACACAGGAGGUCAGGAGUCCUUUCUGUCAGUGCCAAUCAGGAUACAUCACUUCUCAAGAUGCUGGCAGGGGGAUGAGAAACUUGUAUGAUCCCUCUGCUCAUUCAGAGUGCAUAGCAUAUGAUAAUGUGGAUUACACAUCUGUGUUCCCCUCCAUGGACACAACAGUGGAAUACAUUAAGAGCCUGGAAAGAGAGGAAAGCGUUCUGGAGCUAUCACCCUCCAAGAGUCACCCUCUCGAGAGGAAGCACCUCUGUUUUCAUGGCAAAAACAAGCAAAACAAUGACAGUGAUCUUGAGCUGGACGGUGAGUUCAGGAAAGAUCUUCUGCUUUCUGUUGAUAGGCCAAAGAGACAGGCAUCACUUGAAUUCCAGCCUGUCUUUGUGGCACAGAGCUUCAGCCAGACUGAUCUGGAGAGCUACGCUUACUUUUUCCCCGAGGAUCACCUGGUGGAAACUCGACCAGUGGUGCAACUCACAUGGCCCACGCCAAGUGGUCUGACUUCGGCUAAAGCCCUUGAAGUGUGCCAGCUGGCUUUGGCCAACUCUACUGUCGGCGCAGUGUGUCGGGAGCUGCUGGGACGCCGCUUGGAUGAGGCGCUGGAUCUCUGCAUGCUAGACCUGCAGCUGAAAGAUGACCUGGGCUGGGAGGAGGCGCUACUGCCUUACCUGGAAAACGAGUGCGAGAGAAAGCUGCUGGAAAACCGGACCCAAAGAGCCUUGGAGAUGGCUAGUCCACCGGGAACAUACGGGGAAGUGGUGACAGCCCUGCGAUGCCCCAAUUUUUGCAAUGGGAAUGGAGAGUGUACAGAAUGGGGCUGUCAGUGCUAUCCUAACUACAGCUUCCAUGACUGCAGCCUGGCCAUCAGUCAGCCAGUUGAGGUAACGGAUUUGGAGAAUAGUGGACUCUGCGAUAUUCGAGCUUACGACUGUCGCAGCAUUCGGGUCUUUGGCCUCGGCUUCAUUGAUUCUCCUGACCUGAGCUGCUAUGCCACCAGACUGAAGUACCUAAACAAAGCCUGGGUUCCAGGGGAAAAACAGCGAACUAAAGCCACCUUCCUCAGCUCCAAGGCUUUAGACUGUGCCGUACCAUCACUGAGCGCCACUGCCAUCACUACGGAAGACUUCAUGAUGAAUGACAAACCAUACGCACGCUGGGAGAUUAAGGUCACCAAUGAUGGGUCCCAGUACAGCCAGGCAAAGGUGCUGACUAUCUACGAUGGCAUUUGUCAGGUCUGCGAGGCCUCGCACUCAGGACUCUGUAAGUUAAAGGAGCAGACGUGCAACAUAGAUGGGAUGUGUUUCGCAGCAGGAGACGCCAAUCCCAGCAGUCCUUGCCUCCUCUGUGACCCCAACAUCUCCAAAUUUGCCUGGUCUGUGAACCAAGUCAACGAGCCUCCGACUUUCCACCAGCCUCAAAGCGACCUGCGGACAUUUGCCCGCGAGAACUUUGUCUUCCAGUUUGCAGCAUCAGACCCCGAGGGUUCGGCGCUCCUCUUCCAGCUGGAAGAGGGGCCGGAAGGUGCUGUCCUCUCCCCUGCCGGCCUCCUUAUCUGGAGGGUCCCAUCAGUUCCCAUGAAGGACGAGCUUCGGGCGAGCAGCUCUGUCCGCUUCACACUGUCCGACGAGUGCAACGCCCAGAGCAGCUUCACUGUGGAGAUUGUUGUGGUGCCGUGUGGCUGCCAGAAUGGAGGCUCGUGCGUGACAGAUAUUAACUUUCCCGCGGGCAGUGGGAAGUACCUGUGUGUGUGUCCUGAGGGUACGCGGGGCGAGCUCUGCGCCGAGGACGUGGACGAAUGUCUGUCGGCUCCGUGUAUGGGCGCCAAGUGCAUCAACACUGUGGGUGGGUACAGGUGCCAGUGUCCUGCAGGACUGCGAGGUUUAACAUGCCUGGAGGAUAUCAAUGAGUGUGAAAGGAAGCCUUGUUUUCCUGGAGUACAGUGCUUCAACAGCUUCGGCUCCUAUGGCUGUGGCCCCUGCCCCAAAGGAAUGGUGGGAAAUGGGACUUCGUGCACUGCCAUCCUCAGUCCAGUUGUCAUCCCUUCAACAUCUGUUCCUCAUACGACUGGCUACGAGACACCAGAUGUUCUGCUGCAACCACCCAAAAUAAAGACAGGGACUUUCCAGAAGACCUCAAGCGGUAGCUCCCCACAGAUGAGGGCUGAGGCCAGGAAAACAUUUCCAAGAUUUGACCCACAAAUUAAGUCAACCACAUGGAGAAGGAUGGCAGGAAUUAGCUCCAGCCCAGAGCUCACGGUAGCAGAAACCAGCAGGAGCGACACACCAACUGUCCGCCAAGCAAAUAUUGAUUCUUCAUGGAAAACCCAAGGAGCUAACCUAAACCUGUCCAGGAGUAACACAGACAUGUUCAAGAAUGUCACAGAGAUUGUGCCCCACAGAGUCAAGCAGGAGAAGUCUACAGUUAGCAACACUACAAGCAAGGUGCUGAGUGUAGCUCCACAACCAGAAAAUGGCAGACCAGCUGCAGGUACAUGCGCCAGCCGGCCCUGCUUUCCCGGGGUUCAAUGUAUCAACCGCAGACCACCGCACGUUGGCUACGUGUGUGGUCGCUGCCCACCUGGACUUUACGGCAACGGUCGCAUCUGCAUGAAGAAUGCCAAGGAAGCAUCCAAUCACCUUCCUCUGCAGCAGUCGCUCGGCAAGUCCAGCCGAUCCUCACAUGGAAGCAGCAACAAAGACCUCCAUCUUCACCUGCCCAACUUUCCCACCAGGUAUAGCGUCAAGCACCUGUCUUCACCCUUCAUUAGGUCGAACCGAGAACACCAGGUUACGACAUCAGGGAGGGAAGGGGGCACAGGGAGAAGAGAGGCGGUCACCUCUGCUUCCAGAGAUGUUUCCAGGACAUCAGUCAGCGCCCUUCAUGUCACUGCCCAUACUCACAUCACACAUAAAAGUGCUGGCCUUAGAUCAGACACCAGGAUGUACUCCACUACUUCCAGGGAGUUUGUGGUGCCCCGUGUAACAGUCUCCAAGAAGUCUGAAGGAGCUCUCGCUGGUGCCACAUCUCUUAAGGUAACUCCCCCUGCUCCUCACCUCUCCACUCAGCCUGGAGGAGUAACAGUGCCUCAACAGACAACCCAGUCUCAGCUCAACCACUUGGCAUCCACGCAGCCCAAACCCUGGACUCCACCUAGACCUGCCCUCCCACUUACAGCAGCCCUCACCGCUCUGUCCUACUCACUGUCCGAGGCCGAGUUCUCUGCAGAUGGGGAUGAAGCUGAGCCAGGAUCAGAGAUGCCAAAGAUCGUGCCAGUGCUGACCCUCACAACGCCAGGCAAGAUAGUCUAUAGCUCCCUGGCACAAAGAGCUACAGCCAGCCAGCCAUCGACUGGAAGUGGUGCACCAGCUGACAAACAUUUGAUGGCUUGUGCAGAACGGCCAUGUUUUCCCGGUGUCCAGUGUGAACCAACCAUGGAUGGGGGUUUCUACUGUGGAAGGUGUCCGAUGGGAUACACUGGAAAUGGACGAGUCUGUAAAGCCGUUUGCAGGCAUCCAUGUGGCAGGAACAUGGAGUGUGCAGCGCCCAACACAUGCCGCUGCAAACCAGGCUACACUGGAUUAAACUGCCAGACUGCUAUCUGUGAUCCAGAGUGCAUGAAUGGUGGGGUUUGCAUUGCUCCAAACGUGUGCCAGUGUCUCAGAGGCUACCAUGGAGAGACUUGUCAGGAAGCCCUGUGCAGGUUACCAUGUGAAAAUGGAGGCACCUGUGUGGGGCUGCAGACCUGCUCCUGUCCUUAUGGGUUUGUUGGUCCUCGAUGUCAAACAAUGGUGUGUAGGCGGCACUGUCAAAACGGAGGCCAGUGUGUAUCUCCAGACGAGUGCAUGUGUACACCAGGCUGGACUGGACCAUCCUGCGAGACUGCCCUCUGCUCUCCUGUCUGUCUGAACGGAGGUUUGUGUGUUCGACCAAAUACCUGCGAGUGUCCUCACGGUUUCUACGGUGCACACUGUCAGAACGCCGUCUGCAGCCCUCCCUGUAAAAAUGGUGGUCUAUGUAUGAGGAACAACAUCUGCUCGUGUCUGCAGGGAUACACGGGCAGAUGCUGUGAGAGAAGCGUGUGCGAGCCCAUGUGUAUGAACGGCGGGCGGUGCGUCGGUCCUGAUGUUUGCGACUGUCCGUCCGGUUGGCGAGGGAAGAGAUGUGACAAACCCAGCUGUCUCCACAAGUGUCUGAAUGGAGGCGAGUGUGUCGGUCCAAACACCUGCCACUGCGCCCCGGGGUGGCACGGCAUGCUGUGUCAGAUCCCUCACUGUGAACAAAAGUGCCUGUACGGAAGUCGCUGCAUCCGGCCAAACGUCUGCGCCUGCGGGAUCGGAUUCUCAGGGUCGCUCUGCUCCAAGAGGCUUCCAAUCACACGAGGCUGACACCGAACAGCCAGCAGCGGUUAAACCUUGGGGGGAUCCGGAGAGCAGCGAGCAGUCACACUCCAAAGGUCACCUUCAGCUGAGCUUAGCAAUGAAAGCUAGCGAUGCUGACAUACUGCAAGAUGGGAAAAAAAGCAGCUUAUCCCUUGUUUUGUGCUAAGCUCAGCUAACGUUUUAGAUACAGAUAAGAAUCUACUCCUAAGAUGACAAAGAAAAGUCAUCUCCCGUCUUUAUUAACAACUGAAGUAUACGCGUAUUUUGUUCAGAAAGAAAAAAAUCAUUACCUGAAGUUCAACUUUAUUUGCAAUCCCGACAUCAUAAAAGCCUUUUUCUCAGCCUAACACAUGAACGAGUCCUCAGACUUGAACUAUACUAGAUCAUCAGGUUCUUUCACAAUGACAUUCCACUCAUUUACAGCAAUUUACUGUAAAUCUUCAGGGUUUUUCUUUUUCACCACAAAUCCAAACCUCAAUAUGAGUAUUUAUUUAUUUGGUUGUUUUAUAUUGUCAUAUAUUUCCUGUUGUAUAUAUCUUAAUCAUUGUAUAAUCUGUUAUUUCCUAUCAAAGUAUUGUUAUUGGGGAGGGUUUUUGUAAAAAAAAAUAAAGUUUCUUCAGAGGUACCACUUCUUGUUCUUCCUAAAAACCAACUACAUUUGGA